GCGUUGACGCCGUACGUCUAUUGCCUGUGCUUUGGACCGGUUGUUUGUGUAUGUGAGUUUGUAUCUAUACAUAUUGUAUUAAUUAUAUUUGUCAUCGUUGUUACAAGCCGAGCUCAAGCCGUUUCUUUGCCGUCCACCGACGCGUCUGCAUCACACUGUGUACCUACUCCAAUAUAAUAUUAGCCUACUGCCUGUGAUACGGGAGUGUCACUCCUACGUCUGUAGGCCCUCAGUUUUUGAAAAUGGGUGCUAGUAAAGUACCUUUUACAUGGAACAAAUAAAUUGUUCAAUUAAGUUAUAUAUUCCUGGGCUCCAGUUUACUUAAUUGAAGCUGUGAUGACCGUAAUGGCAGUAUCGAUUGAUGAAAUACGUGAAAGCAUCAACAUGGCACGAGAAAUGGCACUGACAGGCAAUUAUGAAUCGUCAUUAGUCUAUUAUGAAGGCGCCAAAUUGCAGCUGGGACGAUUUUUGUCUACAAUUGAUAGUCAAUCUCGACGAGAGUCAUGGCGCAAUAUCCAGCGGCAAAUCAAUGAUGAGUAUGAUCAAUUAAAAGCUUAUACGAAUACUUUAAAUAAAUUAAAGCAAGUACGGAGUAAUGAAUUUGAAAGAAACGAGAGGCCAUUAAACACAUCUAGUCAAGCAUUGAAUAGAAAUAAUAGAAAUGAAGAUUUAUCACCAGUUGAUGGUGUAUCAUGGUUUGGAACUACUCGUCAACAAGUAAAUGGUAGUGGAUCACUUGAGUGGCCACCAGCCAAUAAUAAUGAUCCUGAUGUGUGGCCACCUCCAUCACCCGUAGAACAUAAACCAGCACCUCAAGUUAGACCCCAAAAAAAUUCCCGCCGCAACGAAUCUUCACGUAUGGCUAAUAAAACCCAAAAAGUUGGACUAACUAACAGUCGCAACAGUGCUUCUAAAUCUCAGAUAUCUAAGAAAGGUGAAGAUAUUAAAAAGAGUUCUAAAAAAGAAACCAAUGGUCAUACAAAUGGAAUGAGUGAUAAAAGUGAAAAAGAUAAAGAUGAAAAAGAAGAAAUAAAACAAGAAGAAAAACGAUUUGAUUGUUCCUCCUAUGAUCAAGAUCUUGUUGAUAUGUUAGAAAGAGAUAUUGUACAAAAAAAUCCUAAUAUCAGAUGGACUGAUAUAGCUGAAUUAGAUGAAGCUAAACGCCUUUUAGAAGAAGCAGUAGUACUCCCUAUGUGGAUGCCUGAUUUUUUUAAGGGAAUUCGAAGACCUUGGAAAGGGGUUCUGAUGGUUGGACCUCCUGGUACAGGAAAAACAAUGUUAGCCAAAGCUGUAGCUACAGAAUGCAAAACCACCUUUUUUAAUGUUUCCUCGUCUACUCUUACAUCCAAAUAUAGAGGAGAAUCUGAAAAACUUGUCAGGCUGUUAUUUGAAAUGGCUCGGUUUCAUGCUCCAUCAACAAUUUUUAUUGAUGAAAUUGACUCACUUUGCUCUCGAAGAGGUUCAGAAUCUGAACAUGAAGCAUCUAGGAGAGUUAAAUCUGAGCUUCUCGUUCAGAUGGAUGGGUUAAGUGAUACCUCAACUGAAGAAGAAUCAGGUGCAAGCCGUAUUGUAAUGGUUUUAGCUGCUACUAACUUCCCAUGGGAUAUAGAUGAAGCACUUAGACGAAGACUAGAAAAGCGUAUAUACAUUCCUUUACCUAAUAGCGCUGGUCGAGAAGCGCUACUAAAAAUAAACCUAAGGGAUGUGAAAGUGGAGCCUGAUGUCAGUUUAUCAGAAAUAGCGACUAAGCUUAAAGGAUAUUCUGGCGCUGAUAUUACAAAUGUGUGCAGGGAUGCAUCUAUGAUGUCAAUGCGACGUAAGAUAGCAGGUUUAAAACCAGAUCAAAUUCGACAAUUGGCUAAAGAGGAAGUUGAUUUACCUGUUUCUUUUCAAGAUUUUUAUGAAGCUAUUGCAAAGUGUAAUAAAAGUGUAUCGUCCGACGAUUUGGCUAAAUAUGAAAAAUGGAUGAACGAAUUUGGGUCUUCCUGAAACCUAAUGGCAGUUACCUAACUGUAUUUAUUUUGUUUGCCGAAAUGUGUACUUAUUUUUUUUUUUCAUCCUAGAAACCCUAGAAUCCGAGAUUAUAGUUAUAACUUAUGGCUGUGUUUUGCUUUUGAAUUAUAAAUGCUCACAACGAACCCUACUUAAAAAAAAAAAACUGAAAGGGUUAAUUUAUGUUUCAGUUUUUUCUUUUUAUUUGUGUUAAAGGUAAAAUAUUUAAUUUUAAUAUUAUUAAGAAAAAAGCUAUAACAUAGAUUUAUUAAACAUACUUAAAAAUAAAUUUAUAUUCUUGCCAUUUUUGUAAAAAUCAAAAUGUUUUUGAACACCCUUAAAAGUAUUUUUAUGCCUGAUUAUUUCAUUUUCUCUAAUUUAAUUACCUGAUUAUUUUAGACAAUGAAAUGCUGUAUUCAAUAUUAUAUAUGUUCAGCAAAAAUUG
Messenger RNA from Adelges cooleyi (spruce gall adelgid), 2437 nucleotides. Its product is annotated as katanin p60 ATPase-containing subunit A-like 1. Lineage: Eukaryota; Metazoa; Arthropoda; Insecta; Hemiptera; Adelgidae. Gene Ontology annotation, molecular function: microtubule binding; ATP hydrolysis activity; microtubule severing ATPase activity. The record is from RefSeq and is a predicted model, not a curated record. The coding region runs from base 337 to 1989 and encodes 550 amino acids. Gene Ontology annotation, cellular component: microtubule cytoskeleton. The transcript is spliced from 11 exons. Gene Ontology annotation, biological process: microtubule severing.